Phycomyces blakesleeanus NRRL 1555(-) is the source of this 219-nucleotide messenger RNA. RefSeq lists its product as hypothetical. The record is from RefSeq and is a predicted model, not a curated record. The transcript is spliced from 2 exons. NCBI's taxonomy places the organism in Eukaryota, Fungi, Mucoromycota, Mucoromycetes, Mucorales, Phycomycetaceae. Bases 1 to 219 code for a protein of 72 amino acids.
AUGUUUGCCUGUAGCUGCAAAAACAACUGUAACAUAAUUGUCUACAACUGGCCCGUUGGUGCGGUGCGAUUCUUCUUACAAUACAAGAAUUCCCAUGCCUCUCUGCAUUUCCUUGUAGUUGUUGAGGUUAUAAAGGAACAUGACGCGGCUGCCAAUGACUCGUCUGUACCAAUCUUUAAACAGCGGUCACAAAAUAACAGACCAGGGCGUCAAACAUAA